This is a messenger RNA of Paecilomyces variotii, 1793 nucleotides long. RefSeq lists its product as hypothetical. Gene Ontology annotation, cellular component: spliceosomal complex. The transcript has a single exon. Bases 279 to 1589 code for a protein of 436 amino acids. Gene Ontology annotation, biological process: spliceosomal complex disassembly. The record is from RefSeq and is a predicted model, not a curated record. Lineage: Eukaryota; Fungi; Ascomycota; Eurotiomycetes; Eurotiales; Thermoascaceae.
CGCCGUCAGAGGCGGCACAGAACAACUUACGCUCUUGAAGAACGUCAACCUCUUAUAACAUCCGUGAAGAGCCCGAGCACGCGCAGUUCCUCUGAAUUAGUGCUUGAAGCGUACUUUUACCCGGAUUCUCACCAAGUCUCGAGGGAAAAGCGCGCGUUGGCUCCACAGAAUCUUACCUACUCCCCCCAGAAGCUCCACGACAGCAGCUCAGUACUGAAUCGAUCCAGGUUCGCCCUCUUGCUUCUCCGUGAUACACGGCCGCCUUUAUCUAGAAAACAAUGGCCCCCUCCGACGAUCUAAAGGCCCAUGCGGCCUCCGCGCAGGAUUUCUAUGCGCUCCUCGACGUCUCGCCUGCAGCGAAUGAAGCAGAAAUUCGACGAGCUUACCGACGCACCGCACUUAAGUAUCACCCGGAUAAGAUCCAGAAUCCUACCCCAAACGAUAUCGAGAAGUUCCAUCUACUUCAAAUCGCCUACGAUGUGCUGUCUGACCCGUCGGUGCGGGAGCUCUACAACAAUGCGCGAGAGGCGCGAGAGCGGAAGAAGCGCGAGACGGAAAUGAUGGACGCGGCCAAGAGGAAGAUGAAGGAGGACUUAGAAGCGCGUGAGAGAGCUGGAAUGGCUGCGGAGGCUGCGCAGAGGGGUCUAAAGAGGCCUUGGAUGGCGACAGGCAUGGCUGGAUAUGGCGGUGAUGAUGCGGAAGCGAAGUUGGAGCGAGAAAUCGAGCGCAUUGCUGAGGAUAACCGACGCAGGAGAAGAGAAGCAGAGGAGAAGCUGAAAAGGGAAGCUGAAGAGGAAGAACGACGCCUCCAGGCGGAAGAAGCAGAGGGUCGAGGAGCCGCAGACAGAAGCAGUCAGCGCGUGGACCGAUCGAAAGAGGGCGGGACAAACGUCCCUGAAUUGGAGAGAGCUGUUAAGGUGCGAUGGAUUCGAGAGGGCCCUGGGCUGGAGCUUGACAAGGAUCGUUUGGUGGCUCUAUUUGCUCCCUUCGGCAAGGUCGAUAACGCAUUCUUAUUGAAGGACAAGCGACAACGGAUCGGAGACAAGAAGGAGAAGAAGACCGUAGCAACAGGAGUAGUUGUCUACACAUCCAUUGUCAGCGCUCACUCUGCUGUUCUGGACAGCGAGAAGAAGCGAAAAGCCGCUCAGGACGAAUGGUCUGUAAUCGAAUCGGUUUUCUGGGCUUCUGGAAAUGAACCCGAUCUGGGAGGAGACACUGCUCAAGCAGCGUCCUCUCCUACUCCGCCAUUAGAAUCUACAACUCCAACUACACCAGCAUUCGGAAGCAAUGGUGCCAAAGCUGCCCCCAAAUUCAACUUUCCUGGUCUUAACAAAGCCACGUCGGACGGUGCCAAAAAACCCAACAAAGCUCCCUCCUUUGCGUCGUUUUCUACUGCAGCGGCAAGCACUCCCAAGGAUUCAUCGUCAGCUGGGAAAACCGGACUCAGCACUCCCAGUCUCGAGGAGGUCACACUGAUGCGCCUGAAGAAUGCACAGCGUGAGAAAGAGCGCAGAAUGCUAGAGGAGCAAAUCCGCAAAGAAGACGAAGCUGCUGACGCUGCUGAGGCGGCCGCGAAGGCCUCUAGUUAGAGCGUGUUAUCGAUACAUGUUGCGAUUUAGGCGCCUAAGGUUUCAAGGAAGUAUUGAGGUAUGUCUGGUGAGAUUAGGGUCAUACGAUGGCGUUCAAGAGAAAUUGGUCAGGUCUCAUGCGUUUUGUUAUAUUCGAUUUUAAAGAUACCCCAAAAGCGUUCGAUCAAGAUACUAUAGAGAUAUUCAUUAAUGCAUAAAUAUUCU